GAGGCGAUGGAAGGCGGCCCUCCGGACGUCCGCAUGGAUUUCUAAAGGGCUGCAUAACUUCGGCCUUUUUGGACCACAACUCCCAGCAUCCCCAGCCGAAGUGGCCAAUAGGAUUAUGGGAGUUGUAGUUCAGCAUCUGCAGGAGGGACUAAGAUGUGCAGCCCCAAUGUAAGCUGGAAGAAGCGCUGCCGCUGCUCACCACCCUCGGCUUCCAGGGCCGCCUUCAACGCCGCCCCAGAGCCCUCCUUCCACCCUAGGGGGCCGCCUCUUUCUUUGCGCGCAGCAAGGAAAGGAGAGCGAGGCGGCGGAGUGGCCUCUGGUCGAGUUCGCCGUUCCGGGGCUGUUCUCUUGGCGGCUCGCUCCCGCUCGCACUCAGCGUGAGGCCCGUCUGAAAUCGGAGCCUGAUGGCCGGGGAGGAAGGCGGCAGUUCGGGCUCGUCCCCUGAGGCCGAGCCAAGUCCCAGCAGCCCGGCUGGGGCUGCCGGAGGAGAGGGCGCUGGCGCCGGUGUCGGCGGCUAUGACAGCAAGUGCAUUUUCUGUCGAAUCGGCCACGGGGAGGAGACGGGCACCGAGUUGCUGCCCUGCGAGCAUGAAGACUUGGUGUGCUUUCGAGACAUCAGACCUGGAGCUCCACAUCAUUAUCUAGUGGUGCCAAAAAAGCACAUAGGAAAUUGCAAGACGUUAAAGAGUGAGCAUAUACCCUUAGUUGAAAGAAUGAUGGCUGCUGGAAAGACGGUGCUUCAGCGGAAUAAGUUUACUGAUUUCAGUGACGUAAGGAUGGGUUUUCACUGGCCUCCAUUCUGCUCAAUAGCCCACUUGCAUCUUCAUGUCCUGGCUCCAGCAAGUCAGUUGGGAUUCUUGUCCCGGAUGGUAUACAGAGUGAAUUCCUACUGGUUUAUCACAGCUGAGCAACUGAUGGAGCGGCUGAGGUCUGAAAGCACUGCAAGCUGAAAAGCACUUGUUCUAGAGCAUACAUCUGUUUGUGACCACUGAUUACAGGGUUGAACUUAGCAUGUUAGGCUUCUGAAAAUGAAUACGGAAUCUGCUGCUAUACAAUGGUUGAACUCAUGGUUAAUGAACAUAUGAACAUAUGAACACUAAUUCUCAGGCAAAUAUCUGAAUGCAAAAAUUAAGCACUUUUCAGAACAAAUUGGAAAGACAUCAGAUACCCCUCAUAAGGAAGUAGUUCCUGUAUAACAAGAAAAUUUAUAAAACUUGGAGAUAUACGAUUGGAAAUUCACUGGUUAUUUGAAUGCAGGGAGUUUGUGCCUAUGCAAUACAUUAGUGACAUUUUGGCAUUGCAGUGAUAGCUGUGUCAUCUAUUGGUGCUAACUCACUAAUUACUGUCUGAUUUACAUGAUUGUAUGCACAACAAGAGUUGUAAACAAACCAUUGUGGCUAGAGUAUGACUUAAUCUGUACACUUGUUGCGAGACCAUAUCUUGUUAAUAUGUUGGACUAGGAUAAGAUUGUUUGAAUGUAGACUGUUGUAAAUCCAUUUAACUAGUUAAAUGUAUGUAUUUAAGAAUAGCUGGGUGAUGAAAUACACAACACAUUGCAAUAAUGGUUUAUUUGGGUCUCACCUGAAAUAGGCCAUAAUAUGCACAUAGUAUGCUUAUCAUUGAAUUAAUCUUAUUACCUAAGCAUUUGUUUGGCAAUUUGGGAAGUUGCAUAUUAAACUUAGAGAGGUCUUAGAGAGGUUUUCACUUUGGAGACAGACAUUGCCUUGACAUCUGAACCUUAGGAAUAUGCAGAACCUGAAUAUCUAGACUGUCAAAACUGGAUGUGCUUAAGAAUUGGCAUGAAAUUACUUUCAUGCACAUCUUUUUAAUGCAAUUAUCUGGUUGUUUCACAGGAAUGUUACCCUAUGCAACAUAUAUUGUUUAUGUAGCUCUCAGAAGGUAGAAAUUCUGCCACCUGCUGUAUCACCAUUGUGACAAUUAUUUAAUGUUCUAAAAACCAACCUUGUGCGUCCUGUUCAGUGGUUUUAGUCUUUGAAAUCUAACAUGUAUAUUUAUUAUACUUGAGCCUGAAUUGCUAGGUGCUAUUCAGUAUGUUUUAAGCAGACUCGCUCGUGUGUGUGUGUAUUAAAAAGCUGUAUUUCUGUCAAAAAGUAAUGUUAAAUAUGAAAAGACUGUAUUGUGACUGAAUUUCUGUAAUAAGACUGAUGUUGAAAACUUAAUAGCUACUUAAUACUAUUAUGAGAAUACCCUAAUAAAAGUUAUUUAUGAA
Messenger RNA from Hemicordylus capensis (graceful crag lizard), 2230 nucleotides. RefSeq names its product histidine triad nucleotide binding protein 3 (gene HINT3). Lineage: Eukaryota; Metazoa; Chordata; Lepidosauria; Squamata; Cordylidae. The transcript is spliced from 5 exons. Gene Ontology annotation, molecular function: catalytic activity. The coding region runs from base 405 to 950 and encodes 181 amino acids. The record is from RefSeq and is a predicted model, not a curated record.